Molecule: messenger RNA, 614 nt
Organism: Solanum stenotomum
Lineage: Eukaryota; Viridiplantae; Streptophyta; Magnoliopsida; Solanales; Solanaceae
Exons: 1
Coding region: 119-466 (115 amino acids)
Source: RefSeq, a predicted model, not a curated record
CCCACUCUUUUUUCCUCUCUUUUCCCCUCAAAAUACCUAUAAAAAAACAAAACCAAAAGGGAAAAUUCUUGCCUCAAUAAAAAAAAACACUAAACUUUUUUUUGUGUGAUUUUUUUCAAUGGACAUAGAGUUAGCAAAGUGUGAAUGUUGUGGACUAAAAGAAGAUUGUACACAAGACUACAUUAGUCAAGUUAAAGAAAAUUUUGAUGGAAAAUGGCUAUGUGGACUUUGUUCAGAAGCAGUUAGAGAUGAAGUUAACAGAGGAAAACAACAAUUUCUUUGUAUGGAAGAUGCUGUUAAAGCACAUAUGUCAUUUUGUAGAAAAUAUAAAUCAAAUCCAGCAAUUAAAGUAGCUGAUGGAAUGAGACAAAUGUUAAGAAGAAGGUCUGAUUUAACAUCAUCAUCAUCAAAUUCAUCUAAUUCCAAGAAGUAUUCAAGAUCAACAAGUUCUAUCUCCUAUUAUUAAUUACGUUUGUUUCAAUCUCAAACAAGUUGGAAUCGACUAUAUGAAUCACCUGGGAAAAAAAGGAUAACUUCAACUUUUGGUGGAAAAUAAAAAGGUCUAACAACAAGUUUUUUUUUUUUUUUUUGUCUCAUGGAGAAAUCUUUUCUUG